This is a messenger RNA of Blepharisma stoltei, 351 nucleotides long. The record is from the annotation of a GenBank genome assembly. Lineage: Eukaryota; Ciliophora; Heterotrichea; Heterotrichida; Blepharismidae.
AUGAGCAUGGAAAAUCUGAAAAAAGAAAGUGCCUAUGCUUCCUUCGAUGCAGGCGCUCAAGCUUGCGAUCAGUUUUACCAAGAGUUCGAUAUGUUUAACAACCCGAACCUUGAAAUUAUUAUACAAAACCUUGACCAACAAGCUUAUCGAGAUCUUUGCUGCAGACUUGAAAGCUUAAGAAAUAGCUUGAUUAAGCUGGAGCCUUUCUUAGGCCCAGACAUAAGCAUUCCUAGGACUCAGAAUUGCUUAUAUUUGAUGUCCCAGACUACCAAUGAUGACAUUAGAAAACUCAGCAAAAGCUUGAGUAGCUCAAAUGGUUAUCUUUGUGUAAAGAAACCAAUUCAAGAAUAA